This is a messenger RNA of Exophiala spinifera, 873 nucleotides long. RefSeq lists its product as uncharacterized. The transcript has a single exon. Gene Ontology annotation, molecular function: 3'-5'-RNA exonuclease activity. Gene Ontology annotation, biological process: U6 snRNA 3'-end processing. Bases 1 to 873 code for a protein of 290 amino acids. Gene Ontology annotation, cellular component: nucleus. The record is from RefSeq and is a predicted model, not a curated record. NCBI's taxonomy places the organism in Eukaryota, Fungi, Ascomycota, Eurotiomycetes, Chaetothyriales, Herpotrichiellaceae.
AUGCUGGUGGACUAUUCAGAAUCGCCUUCUGAAAGUGAUGAACCCUGCCCUGAGGACAAUCGAGGACAGAGGAAGCGUAGAGCCUCUGGCAGUGAUGACAAGGACGCCAGAAGACCUCCGCCGCUACCUGCUUCGUUUCAUUCACUGUAUGCGACAAACGUGAGAACUGCUGCAAGCGAUGAUCCUACUCUGCAUGCUGGCCGUACACGGCAGGUACCUCACGCGGUAGGUAAUUGGCCGACACACGUCUACCUUGAGUGGCAUCCCUCGAAAGAAGAGCUGGUCAUCCUCGACGACGUGAUUGAGCAUGCAAAACCGCUCAAUGACGUUGGCAAAAGCAUACAUAGCUUUCUGCGAUCCGAGCUGGGAGCUUUGCAACCUUUACAUAUCAGCUUAUCAGCUCCUCUGGUACUCAGAACGGAGGAAAAGGGCCCGUUCGAAGAAAGGGUCUGCUCGGAAGUGCGCCAACGACGAGUAGGCAAUUUUACUGUUUGCGUGACGGGACUGGCUUGGGUUGCCAACCAUGAUGGAAGUAGGUACUUCUUGGUGCUCAAGCUUAGUAGGCCUCCCAACGACGAAUUGAACAAGCUCUUGUCUGCGUGUAAUGCAGCAGCUCGACGUCUCGGGCUUACUGAGCUGUAUGCCCAUCAAAGAAAACGGGUGGACGAGGACGGCUUGAGAGAGAAAUUGGAGAGGUCUGAUAUGACUGAUGCAUUUCAUAUUAGCAUCGCAUGGUCUCUACAUCAACCCGAGAAGCAGGCUCGAGAGCAGCUUCAUAAGCUCGAUGGCCUGGAGCCACCCGUCAUUGGCUUUUCUAAACUCAAACUAAAGAUGGGCAACGUUAUUGUCGAUAUCCCUUUGGCAGAGCCCUGA